CAACCACCACACUCACACGGUGGCUGGGUAUGCACAGGGUGGGGCCGCAGCCGGGAACUGAUCCCAGUUCAAUGUCAGACUGGAGAGAAAUAAUCCAAGAUGGACAGAGAGUCAAAUCUGAACCGAGCUGAGACGUUCUCCUUCGUCAACCCCUGGAUCAGAUACUUUCUCUUCUUCUUCAGCUUCUUGUUUUGGGUUUUUUCGUUGCUGAUUGCUGGAAUCGGGGUUUAUGCUAAAGUCCAGAAAGCUACAGACACGGUGCGGGACACGUUCCUGAUCGACCCAGCUGUCAUCCUAAUUGUGGUGGGGGUGGUGAUGUUCUUCAUCACUUUCUGCGGCUGCAUCGGAGCCCUCAGAGAGAACAUUCGCCUCCUCAAGACAUUUUCCUUUACCCUGACGCUGGUCUUCCUCAUCCAGCUGGUCGUAGCAGUUCUGGGCUUUUUCUACUCUGACCAGACACAAGACGCUUUGGGCAAGUUUGUGAAGAAAGCGAUUGUGCACUACAGGGAUGACCUGGAUCUGCAGAAUCUGAUGGAUUACGUCCAGAAGGAGUUCAAGUGUUGUGGAUGGAACAACUACACAGACUGGUCGUGGAACCUUUACUUCAACUGCACACGUGAGAAUCCCAGCUCGGAGCGCUGCGCUGUGCCUUAUUCCUGCUGCACUCCGGUUCCUGGAGAGACGGUGAUCAACACCAUGUGCGGCUUUGGAGUCCAAACCCAAACGUUCCUGGAUGCAAACAAGUCGAUCUACCCAGUAGGCUGUGCAGACAGGGCGGUGAUGUGGAUGGAGACUCACCUGCUGCUGGUAGGAGCGCUCAGCCUGGGUCUGGCCUUACCUCAGAUUGCAGGCAUCGUGCUGUCCCAGAUCCUGAUCUCUCAGAUCCAAAACGAGAUUGCUCCGCCGUUUUGAGGCCAGAUGCAGGAGGAGGAAGCGCUUCCGGUUGCUAACUCGUCUGGGUGCAAACAUCAAGAUUAAAUAUCCUUUCUCUGACAUGCAGUAGCUUUUGCAAUACUAACUUAAUGCACUUUACUGUGACACAGAAAAAGGCACAUGCAUGGUGCAAAUUAUGUAUUUAUUGGUUGAUUUUUCUUUUUACCAACAGUAAGCUGUAUAUUGAAAUGUGAUACAUUUGCUAAUAAAGGUGCAUAAUAUUCUC
Fundulus heteroclitus (mummichog) is the source of this 1159-nucleotide messenger RNA. RefSeq names its product tetraspanin 33b (gene tspan33b). NCBI's taxonomy places the organism in Eukaryota, Metazoa, Chordata, Actinopteri, Cyprinodontiformes, Fundulidae. Gene Ontology annotation, cellular component: membrane. Bases 100 to 912 code for a protein of 270 amino acids. The transcript has 8 exons. The record is from RefSeq and is a predicted model, not a curated record.